Cavia porcellus (domestic guinea pig) is the source of this 923-nucleotide messenger RNA. RefSeq names its product receptor activity modifying protein 2 (gene Ramp2). Gene Ontology annotation, cellular component: signaling receptor complex; membrane; cell surface. The record is from RefSeq and is a predicted model, not a curated record. Bases 16 to 771 code for a protein of 251 amino acids. NCBI's taxonomy places the organism in Eukaryota, Metazoa, Chordata, Mammalia, Rodentia, Caviidae. Gene Ontology annotation, biological process: receptor internalization; G protein-coupled receptor signaling pathway; intracellular protein transport. Gene Ontology annotation, molecular function: coreceptor activity. The transcript has 4 exons.
GGACCCCAGGAAGGGAUGUAUGGACCUGGCUUUCCCCUCUGCCCGGGGCUCAGUGGAGCCCCUGGCUUCUCCUCCCUGGUGUGGCUGACACCCGUGGGUGUCCCCGGGAAAGGCCCUGGCUCCGGCUCCGCCCUGCCUGGCUCGCACUGCACCGGGAGGGCCCACAGCAAGCAGGGCGGGGGAACUGUCCAGCAGGCCCGGCCCCCGCCCCCCACGUGGCCGCCGCUGCCUGGCCGCGAGGAAACGCGCGGCUUCCUGCGCCACUGGGACAGAGAGGGGCGCCCACUGUUCGCGAUGGCCGCGCGCCUCCGUCCGCUGCUGGCUCUGCUCGCCCUGGGUACUGCCCUGUGCCCCCAGGAGACCCUGGCUCAGCCUCUCCCCACCACAGACACCUGGAAGUCAGAAGGCCAGGUGGUGGACAGCUAUGAAGCCAGUGCCCAGCUGUGCUGGGCCGAUUAUAAGGAGCACAUGGACCUACUGGAAAAGGAUUGGUGUAACUGGACCGUGAUCAGCAGGCCCUACAGUGCCCUGCGUGAUUGCUUAGAGGUGGAGGCGGAAGUCUUUAGCCUGGGCUUCCCCAACCCCCUGGCCGAGAGGGUCAUCUUUGAGACCCACCAGCUGCACUUCUCGAACUGCUCGCUGGAGCAGCCCACCUUAUGCGACCCCCCAGAAGAUGUGCUCCUGGCCAUGAUCAUAGCCCCCAUCUGCCUUAUCCCCUUCUUCGUCACGCUGGUGGUGUGGAGGAGCAAGGGCACGGAGCUGAAGACCUGAAGUGGGUAGCACUGCCUGGAGGGUCAGUUGCAACCUCUCCUGUCCCUGCCUCCUCUCUCUGUCCCCUACCCUUCAUUGCCAUUUCAGAGCCUGGCACUGGGAUCCUGGUGCCAGUUUUGUAACCUUCAAAAUAAAACGUUUUGUUUUUUGUA